AUGAGUUGCAAUUCUGGGCAAUCGGGUGUUGAAAACAAAAUCCGUGGAUGCCAUGGGGUUCCGUCGAAGUGUCAUUGUGGUUUAGAGGUUGUUCUCUACACAUCGAACACGCAAGCAAAUCCAGGAAGACCUUUCUUUCGCUGUCCAAACAGAGGAGAUGACCAUUUAUUCAAAUGGGUUGAGGAAGGUGUUUACGAAGAGGUUGUAGACUUGAAGGCUCGGAUUGAAGAACUGAAGGAAGAUGGAAUAUUGAUCAAAAGAGACAAUAAGAGAUGGAAGUUGAUUUGUUUGUUCUGCUUGAAAUUAGUUCUUGGUUACUAG
Messenger RNA from Camelina sativa (false flax), 321 nucleotides. The record is from RefSeq and is a predicted model, not a curated record. Lineage: Eukaryota; Viridiplantae; Streptophyta; Magnoliopsida; Brassicales; Brassicaceae.